Messenger RNA from Mycena indigotica, 1023 nucleotides. Its product is annotated as Conidiation-specific protein 13. Bases 1 to 1023 code for a protein of 340 amino acids. Lineage: Eukaryota; Fungi; Basidiomycota; Agaricomycetes; Agaricales; Mycenaceae. The record is from RefSeq and is a predicted model, not a curated record. The transcript has 4 exons.
AUGCUCCUUCUGCUGCUCUCUCUUGUGGAGCUCGCUCGCUGCCAAGCAACCACACCGCUGUCCCUUGCUCCGCAGCAGGCUGACCUCGGCUCCUUCGACCUCGCCAACUCGCUCCCGCCGCCGGCGUACAGCGUGCAUGCGACCACCCUCGCCCAACUCCCGCCUGAAUGUGCGGCAGUGACCCCCUCCACAACGCUGCCCUCGGACAUUGGAAACUUCUCCGCUUCCUGCAGCGCAGAAAUGACCGCCCUUAGUGUCACGCUUGAGGACUGUGACACACCCUACAUAAUCUGCCGUUGCGCCGAUGCGGAGAUGGCGAUGGACGCACUCGUCGACCGCCUCGCGCGCGUACCUGUGGGGCUGCGGCGGUAUGCCGGCACCGUCAUCGCCCUUGCAGCCACGGUCCCCGGACCGAGCGCAGUCACCAUGAGCGGCGCAAGUGGUGGGGCGUCCGCGACGUUCUGCUUCGGAGACUGUACUAUGAAUGUGUGGAUACACGAGAUGACGCAUGCGCUUGAUAUGGCAGAUCCCGGGUCAGCUGGCUGGCAGUCCAGCGCCAUUGGUUGGAGUAAUGCACUAGCUGCAGAUACGUGCGUCCCGGACACAUAUUCCCAGACGAAUGCAAUCGAGGAUUUUGCGCAGGUCAGCGUGCUGCUGAUCUACAAAUUGCUCAACGGGGGCCUCCCGCCGGGCUUCUACGAGGAUUGCAUGAAGCACCAGCUGGCGUACCUGUCUGCGAUGACGCCAUACAAUGAUUCAAGUUUGUUAUUUGGGAACGACUGUUCCAUCGGACCACUAGCAACACAUAGUAGUCCGCCGGACGUCCUUGACCCAACCAGACAAUUCAACAGCAGCGGCGAGGGUGCAGCUCCCGAUCCUCCGUCCAAGGCUUUGGGUUCUGGAGCUUGUCGUCCAGCGACUAGUACUACGAUGGUCCUAUUCUUGCAACUUGGGGGGAAUUGUCUUCUUGUUUCUAAUAUAAACAAGUUACAUUUGGAUAUUCGAUCAACGCUAGACAAAUAA